Messenger RNA from Rhagoletis pomonella (apple maggot), 3062 nucleotides. RefSeq names its product zinc finger and BTB domain-containing protein 38. Gene Ontology annotation, molecular function: DNA-binding transcription factor activity, RNA polymerase II-specific; RNA polymerase II transcription regulatory region sequence-specific DNA binding. Gene Ontology annotation, cellular component: nucleus. Bases 205 to 3045 code for a protein of 946 amino acids. NCBI's taxonomy places the organism in Eukaryota, Metazoa, Arthropoda, Insecta, Diptera, Tephritidae. The transcript is spliced from 7 exons. Gene Ontology annotation, biological process: regulation of transcription by RNA polymerase II. The record is from RefSeq and is a predicted model, not a curated record.
UCAAGUUGACAUUUGGUUGAUCGCUCGUGCAGCUCGGUAAUUUCUCGCGGUUUUAAAUUGUAUGCAGACAAAAGCUUCACCGUAAAAUUUUGUAGAUAAAUUCGACUAUUGUUGUUUUGUAAUGUGCAUUUGUGUAUAACAUUAAUAUAGUUAGUGCAUUGAGUAUUCCUGUAUAAGUUUGGAAUAGUGCAUAUAUUAACGGUAAUGGCUGCAGAGACGGUGCAAAUAAAACAAGAACCGCUAGAGAUAAUCUACGCUGCGGAAAUGGGUGAAUUCGAUGCUGACGCCGCCACAAUUGGCAGCAGCAGAAGCAAUAAAGGUUUUGCCGUUGGUGUAGGCAGAGGGGCAUGUUAUGAUUUUGGUAGCACUGCUGAUGCUGCUACUAAAUUUCCAUCCAAUGUAACAAUAAAAGUGGAACCUAAUGUUUAUACGUAUGCUGAAAACUACAAUAAUGGUUAUGAUUUUAAUACGCAGAAAAUGGUGGCGGGGAGUGCGAACAUGGUCGAAGACGUACAAAUAAAAGCUGAACCUGAAGAUGAUUUCGCGUAUGCCCCCGCCGAUAGUUUUAACAUUUCCGAACAGCUUUCUGAAACAACCAAACCUCAGGAACCUUCAAAUUACAUAGGUGCAGAUUUUCAAGUGGUGCAGGAGCAUGAAAACAUGAUAACUGUAAGCGCCUCCGACUCGAUAGAACAAAAUCAUGAGUUAGCCUUUUUGCAAAAGUUGCAAGCCAAUUACCAAGCUGAUUAUAUAGCGAAACGUAAUCGAAGAACCCGGAAAUCCAUCAUCUGUAAACUUUGCAUGAAACGCUCUUUUCAAGAUACACAUUACGCACACCACAUGGCCCAGCAUAAGUUGAAUCGUAUGUUUUGCGUAAGAAAGACCUGUGACACUUGGUUCGGAUCUUUAGAGGAUUGUGAGCAACAUGAAUUUGACCAACAUGAUAUUAGGCAAUUGAAAUGCAAUGUUUGCAAUCAUAAAUUUCACGACUUCUAUCAAUUGAAUCAACAUAAAGUUAAAAUGCACAGUAAACUGCACCGCUUUGUCUGUUCAUUGUGUCGUGAGUGGUUUAUUAAUAUGGCAGAGCUACAAGAACAUUGGACUUCCUUGCCUGAUGAGUGUGGCCGUUUAGCAUGCAUACAGAGAGAAACACCGGCAAAGAUACUACAGCUACUAAAAGAAAAACAAAAAGUGACAAAACACAAUUCAUACAAAAUUAAAUGUGCUUCCAAAACGGCGCCCCCCGGUUUGAAAUUGCGUUUAAAACCAAUAUUGCCCAAUAAUAAUAUCAACACCCCACACAUACCUACCCAAAAGACACCUCAAACAAUUGAAAUCAAGCAAGAGCCUGUAGAUUAUGAAACAAUUUUGCCAGAUUUCCCUAUAGUGGCUAAUAAUACAAAACCCCUUGAAAAUUAUGAAGUAGUACAACCUACUCCAACGUUGAGUAAAAAUGAUUUGGCUGCGCCUCCAGUAAAACUGCGCCUACGUAAGCAACCACUGAGUGUUUUGCCAGUCGAAAGCGAGCCAGCAACUUUAGCACCAGCAAAACAAACUGGUCCCGGCACAUUAGGGCAUGCACUUGCACAGCGUAUUACCUCGAAAUUCUCAUUGAAAAGCGUACCAAAAAUGUUUCAAAUAAUAAACAAAGUCAGUGAAUUCAACAGCCCUACCACUACGCCCAAAACUUCACCUCAGUCACCAUCUAAAGUUAACAUAAAUACCACAAAUUCUGAAACAGUUCCUAUAAAGUUUGAUUCGCCACCAAAGAUGAUAAAAUUGCCAUCAAAUUUUAAAAUUGUUAAAAUGAUGCCAACGACACAACUCCGUUUAAUACAGUUGGUGAAAUCUAACUCGCCACCUAACACUGCGGCAAGCGCCGAAGAAGCUAUCCCAAAAUUCGAAACACCUAAUCGCUACUUUCAAAAGAAGGAGGUCGAAGUGCCAUCCUUAGAUAAAACGGUUGCCGCCGCUAAACUUGAAUCUGUUACAAAAACAAAUAAGGAGUUAAGUUUGACUGAAUUAUUGAACGAAGCAAUUGUGCGUGAAGAAAUAAAUACCAGUGAACCAAUUGACUCAAAGUUAGAAGAAGCAGUAGUGCAAGAACCAGCAAAAAUGGAAAUUAUUGAAAUAAAAAAGGAAUUAGACGAGGAAAUGUUGGUGCUACAAAAUGAGAAUUCAGUGUAUGCGGCGAAUUUCAGUGACAAUUCAAUGGGCAGCAAUAGUACGGCGACCAUGCAAAAUACAAAUUCCGAGGAUGGCAGUGGAGAACUACGAAAACGGCCACACUCUCCACACAUAACCAGAAAUAAUGCUCGUAGUAAACCCAAGAAGGUGCCUGAAGGCUACAUCUGUCCAAAGUGUGGUCGACGCUAUUCGACGCAAUCAAUGGUUAAAGAGCAUUUGAGUAACAAUUGCGGGCGCAAUCCACAGCACCAAUGUGAUAUAUGCCAUAAAUGUUUCUUUUCAAACAGCACACUAAAUUGUCAUCGUACCAUACACACGGGCGUGCUGCCACACAAGUGCAACUACUGCGAAAAACGGUUUCGCACACGCGGGCAAGUCACUGUACAUCAUCGUACGCAUACCGGCGAACGCCCAUUUGUUUGUGAAAUAUGCUCACAAAGUUUUACACACCGUGAAACGCUUAUAUCACAUCUAUCGCGUCACAUUGGCAUGAAACGUUACAAAUGUUAUGGCUGCAACAAACAAUUCUCCUGUAUUAGCGGAUUGAGUAUGCAUCGUUCAACGCGUCCAGCUACUUGUGGCCAAUUUGAACUUAAUUCGCGUGCGAUUGGACCGCGCGUACGUGUCAUACGUGGGCGUGUGGUAUUCGAACCACAGCCGGUAGAUGGUGAUGAUGACGAUGAGGUCAAGGAUGUUAGUGGCGUGAAUAUUGCUGGAGAAGCGCCCAUAACGGAUGUUUUGACAGAAAUUCAAAAUACUGCUGGAGAAGCACCCAUAACGCAAAUAUUGACAGAAAUUCAAGGUACUGGUGGAGAAGCACACAUAACUGAGGUAUUGACAGAAAUUCAAAAUAAAUAGCGAUUGCUUUAAUAUUA